CGCUUCACUCCCUCGCUGCUUGCUGGCACUACUGGCAGGCACGAACGUUCACGUUACCACCGAGGACCCCAAGAGAUAACGGGACUUAGACGAGCUGGACAAGCGGGCUACAGACGUAAUAGGAUAAUCAGUCCAAGUCGUAUUUCCCCCGACCGGUGUCAUGUCAGCUCGCGGGGCCGUUUUGGUGGUCCUGUGCGUGGUCCUCGCGGUGACGCGUGCUCGCCGGAGUUCAGCGGAGCAGGAGGAUGUUGAGGAGCAGAUGAACAGCGCCAGAUGCACCUCCAGGUGUCUCACCUUGCACAUGACUCAGAUUACUGCUGCAUUCAGACACAUCCAGACUGACCGAGUUCUCGUUUGGUGUGAGAACCACAGACGUUGUGCACAGUGUCUUCAACCAUGCAAAGGGCUUUGGGAAACCAAGAUGCUUUCUCUGAAGUCCUGUGAGCAGAAGCAGACAGAGUGUGUGACCAGCAGCGACUUUCUGACAUCUCUGAGGUCAUCCAGACAGGGUGACUGCCCUCCACCGCAACGUGCGACUGGAUUUGCAGCCGCCUGUGUGGAAAGCUGCUCACUAGACCAACAUUGUCCUUCCCCCAGGAAGUGUUGCUUCAAUGGAUGUGGACACACAUGUCAAACACCAGCCAAUCUUUUCAAAGGUGUUCCUCUGAAACCCCGCAGAGAUAUGAGCUUUGUGGAGGACCCAGUGGGUCGGGUAAAAGUGAUGUGGGUGUCGAAGUUCAAUGUCAGCAUAGAGCCGGUCGUUUACGUGCUCCAGUCACGCUGGAACACGGGCAUUCACCCCAGUGAAGAUAAUGCGUCCCCAUGGAUCACUGUUGCCAUGACCCUUUCUGAGGAUGCACUACUGUCAGAUCUGAGACCUCAGCGUUGGUAUCAGUUCAGAGUGGCGGCAGUAAACAGUCAAGGCAGCAGGGGCUUCACCACACCAAGCAAGCACCACAUCUCCAGUAAAGACCCGUCGCCUCCAGAACCGCCACUAAAUAUUCGAGUGAGCAACCAGACUCUGAUUGGGAUGACUUCACAAGCAGGAUCUCAGAUCAUAGAAAGGUCAGGAGGAAGUGGGAUCACUGUAACUGUCCUAAUACGCUGGGACUCCCCUCAGGAGGGAGACCUCCCAGUCCACAAUUACAGGGUCACCUGGAUGUCUCAACAUAGGACACGAAAGCACACACACUCAGAGCAUGCAAACACACAUGAAUUGCAUAACAACAUGCAGGCCCAGCUUACACAGCCACAUGCACACCAGCAGAGUAAAAAAGGAAGCAACAGCAGAGUGACUCAGGGGGUGCAGUGUGAGCUGUGGCUACAGGGUCUUCUCCCUGAUACUUCCUACUUCCUGUCUGUACAGUCAGUAGCCCACUGGGAUCAGAAGAGACUGAAGAGCCCAAGAGCCCACAUUGUCUUUACUACAGUCUCCUAUAAAGAUUUUACCAAAAGAGAAGACUUCUCCAAUGAGCUCCCCUCUGCGGUUUCCUCAUCAUCCCCAUCGCUGUCCUUGUUUCCUUCCCUCUCAUCCUCUCCCGACCUCCCCCUUUCGUCUUCUCUUCCUCACCUUGAAUCCCCUCUUGACCCUGUCAUCCCUGGUGACCUUCGCCUGGAGGUUGCCGCCCCCCAUUACCAUAGUGGUCAGCUGCAGGUCAAGGUGUUCUGGAAGAGGUCUAACCACGCCAGAAACCGUCAACCUGGUCCAUACAUGUUGCGGUGGGGUCCACAUACUUGCAGCUCUAAUGUUACAGGCACUGAGGGCUCAGCAAGUGUGCAGAGUACCCAUUACACCAUCACAGGCCUACUGUUUGCAUGUAAGUACUGGGUCGCUGUGGCAAUGAAGACUGAUCCUGAGUCAGAAGCUGUUGCCUGGGUUACUACCCCAACUUGCUCUUCCAUCAGGAUCAAAGGAGGCAAAGCUUUGCCCUGCGGCAUAAAAGAGCGCCCCCUAGCCCGCAGAAAGGUGAUACUGCGCCCAGAGCGUCUGACGGCAGGUUUUCAGCAAGCCAAUGGUACACUGCUGGCUGUGUUUCGCUGGAGGCUAUCCCAACAAGCACUGGACCUGGCAGAGGUUCAUGGGUUCCAGUUCACUUGGACACUGCAGUCAGGUGUAACCUUGGGAGCAAAAGGCCACGAGGACACGCUUAUCUCUCAGACACAGACAAUCGCACCGUCUCAGCGAGCAGUGAUAGUUCAUGGUCUCCAGGGUGACAGUGUUUACCAGGUGCAGCUUAAGGUUUUAACUACCGGAGGCAGCAACGGCGCUGCAGUCUUCAAGACUUUUCACACCCCUGCACUGUGAGGUCCAAAUGCUAUGAGACUCUGCUGCACCACUAUUGGGUUCUUUACCAACACAUACUUCCAAACCUUCUUUCAAAAUGCAACUCAUUUUAAGUAGUAAAAUUAAGUAGCAUUUUCCCUCUUGUCCUGAUUGUUUGCCCCUCUCUUUAUUUUAACAUCAGACAUGAGUAAGCCAAUAUAAAUGUUGAUUUUUUUUUUUUUUAUCAUAAAUGGAUCACGCUACAAUACUUUUCACAAGAAAUGUGAACCGUAGAUACAAGUCUACAUACAGUAUACAGUAUGGUAUAUAGCACAUUGUUGAGCUGAAUAUAUAUGCUAAAUAUUCAAUUUAAUAGGAUACUCUACGUCACUGGAGCCAAAUGACAUCUGCAAAGUGGUGUUGGACACCUGUUUUGUCAUGUAUUAUUUAGAAAUGAAGAAUCCCAAUUAGAAAAUGUUCUAGCACUGACCUUAUGUACGAAUAGAAAUGUAUGUCUAUCGAUUGUGUUUAUUGCAGUUGGACUGCAAUGCUAUCUUUCAUGUGGUUCUUUUUGCUGGAGUAAACUCAAAUAUUCUGUUUCAGAAAUUUUUAUUUUUAAACAUUUGUACUGAAAUGUGGAUGAAUAUUUGUGUUUGAUAUAUAGUUGGUGUGUUCCAGCAAUUAUAUGUAUCAUGACUUUUCCACACUGUUUUUGCUGUACUUGUGGAAGAAAGAGAAUUAUGUUGAAAUACACUUUAUGUUGCCUUGUUUUUUAUGUUUAUUUCUGAAAUUCUAUUUUACUGAUGUUCAUUUUGUGCAUAGUUCCUUCUACUCUUAAUCUGAUAGUUGUAUUUAUUGUUUCCAUGUCUUUAUUCUUGUAAUUAAAUGUUAAGUUACCA
Molecule: messenger RNA, 3162 nt
Organism: Phyllopteryx taeniolatus (common seadragon)
Lineage: Eukaryota; Metazoa; Chordata; Actinopteri; Syngnathiformes; Syngnathidae
Gene: anos1b
Product: anosmin 1b
Exons: 15
Coding region: 161-2305 (714 amino acids)
Biological process (GO): neuron differentiation
Cellular component (GO): extracellular region; cell surface
Molecular function (GO): protein binding; peptidase inhibitor activity
Source: RefSeq, a predicted model, not a curated record